Messenger RNA from Mus pahari (shrew mouse), 4041 nucleotides. RefSeq names its product CCR4-NOT transcription complex subunit 2 (gene Cnot2). The record is from RefSeq and is a predicted model, not a curated record. Bases 1549 to 3000 code for a protein of 483 amino acids. Gene Ontology annotation, biological process: regulation of DNA-templated transcription; nuclear-transcribed mRNA poly(A) tail shortening; regulation of stem cell population maintenance. The transcript has 14 exons. Gene Ontology annotation, cellular component: CCR4-NOT core complex; P-body. Lineage: Eukaryota; Metazoa; Chordata; Mammalia; Rodentia; Muridae.
UAGGUAUGCUUUGGAAGACUAGUGGGUCAAUAAUUCCUUCCACAUGAAAGUUGUUAAAUUUAUAGGAUAUUUUACAAUAAAUGAAUUUAAGUCCUUUUAUUAUAGUUUGUAUACCUUUUAGUAAAAUCAGUCAUAUUCUGAGGCUGUGUAUCUGGUCGGCUGCUUUUUUCCUUCCCAUGCUUUAUAAAUUUGCUAUUUCCUAAUUUCUUUAGCAGUGUUCUCAGUUCUGUUUUAAAUGUUUAAAAUAUGUUAUUACUAAUUCACUCACCAAUUUUUAGAAGGUCAACCUAACUUAACAUUAGGAACCUAUCCCAUUUGCUCAGUCCCAGUCUUUCUUCAUUAUUGUUAUUUGAAAAUUUUGUUGUUUUAGAAAUAAAUCAUCAAUACCGUAUUUUUCCUCCAAAUUUUGUGUGCAUUGGCAUUGUUUCUCCUUAGUGUGCCCUUUAUACCAUAUGGAGUAGUGCCACCUAGUUUUAUAAUGUUCCUUGACUAUCACACUAUUUCUAUUUGAUGUGCAUUAUAUUGAAGUAUUAUUUAUAUGUGUCUGAUUUAAGAGUUGAUUCUGAAGAUUAAAAAGUCAGGAGUGUAGUUUGGUGGUAGAGCAAGUUCUUAGUACCAGCAGAAGCCUUUGGCUCAAUUACUAGUGAUGCAAAAAUGUUUGGGUGUAAUAUUUGAUAGUUUUAUUGCAGAAAUUAUAAUUUUGUGCACUUUACUGUGGGUAUAUAAUAAAAGCAGCAUUUGCUAGAAAAAUGUAAUGAAUAUGCUGAUGGAAGGAUGUAAUUAACAUGUGAAGAUUCAAACUGAAAUUCAGAAUUGAGCUUAUGUGGACAAUGAAUAACAAAGAAAUGUCUGUGAGGGCUAGAGCGGUGCCUCAGCAGUGAAGAUCACUGGCUGCUCUUUGGAGAGGGCCCAGCUUCUAUUCCUGACACUUAUAUGGCAACUCACAACAAUCUGUAACUCCUGUUUCAGGAAGUCCAGUGCCUUCCUUUGAUCUCCUUGGCACUUCAUACCUGUGGUACACAGAUACACACUCAGGCAAAACACCUAUAUUCACAAAAAUAAAUACUUAGAAAAUAAGGCAUGUCUCCCUUCCAGGACUACUGUGAUCUUAAAGUCAGAAUCAGUAUAUCCACUUUACCCAGAGGCUCACAUAUAUUAAUACUCUUCUAAUAAUUGGUUGUCACAGAAAUGAUAUUUUCCUUCAGGAAAUAAUAGGGCUAAAUUAAGAAGUAGUAUAGUAGGCAGAUGAAGAAUGAACUCAAAAGCAAUACAAAUAUGCUUGUAUUCUGACUUUCCCUGUAAGCAAGAAUAUCUCAAAACCUUUGUUUCUUUGCAUGGAAAAUUGUUGCUAUUGCAAUUACCUUUUUCUUUUCACAAACAAUAUAGGCUGACUGUAACUUUUAAAAGUAUGUAUGCAUAUAUAUCAAAAUAUCUCAAAUCUAAUUAGGACUAAUUCACUGUUAGAAUUGUAAUUUUAUACUUCAAAUAUUUUCAUCAGAACUCUUACAAUGAAAAUUCCUGGAACAUGGUGGCGUCUUUCAUCAGAAUAUGCUGGCAUCGCCAUCUACAUCAGGUCAGCUGUCUCAAUUUGGGGCAAGUUUAUACGGGCAACAAAGUGCACUAGGCCUUCCAAUGAGGGGGAUGAGCAACAAUACCCCUCAGUUAAAUCGCAGCUUAUCACAAGGCACUCAGUUACCGAGCCACGUCACGCCAACAACAGGGGUACCAACAAUGUCACUUCAUACGCCUCCAUCUCCAAGCAGGGGUAUUUUGCCUAUGAAUCCUAGGAGUAUGAUGAACCACUCCCAGGCUGGUCAGGGCAUUGGAAUCCCUAGCAGGACAAAUAGCAUGAGCAGUUCAGGGUUAGGUAGCCCCAACAGGAGCUCGCCAAGCAUAAUAUGUAUGCCAAAGCAGCAGCCGUCUCGACAGCCUUUUACUGUGAACAGUAUGUCUGGAUUUGGAAUGAACAGGAAUCAGGCAUUUGGAAUGAAUAACUCCUUAUCAAGUAACAUUUUUAAUGGAACAGAUGGCAGUGAAAAUGUGACAGGAUUGGACCUUUCAGAUUUCCCAGCAUUAGCUGACCGGAAUAGAAGGGAAGGGAGCGGCAAUCCAACUCCAUUAAUAAACCCCUUGGCUGGAAGAGCUCCUUACGUUGGAAUGGUAACAAAACCUGCAAAUGAGCAAUCCCAAGACUUCUCAAUACACAACGAAGAUUUUCCAGCGUUACCUGGUUCCAGCUAUAAAGAUCCAACGUCAAGUAAUGACGACAGCAAAUCUAAUUUAAGUACAUCGGGGAAGACGACUUCAAGUACAGAUGGACCCAAAUUCCCUGGAGAUAAAAGUUCAACAACACAAAACAAUAAUCAGCAGAAAAAGGGGAUCCAGGUGUUACCUGAUGGUCGAGUUACUAACAUUCCUCAAGGGAUGGUGACGGACCAAUUUGGAAUGAUUGGCCUGUUAACAUUUAUCAGGGCAGCAGAGACAGACCCAGGAAUGGUACAUCUUGCUUUAGGAAGUGACUUAACAACAUUAGGCCUCAAUCUGAACUCACCUGAAAAUCUCUAUCCCAAAUUUGCAUCACCCUGGGCUGCUUCACCCUGUCGGCCUCAAGACAUAGACUUCCAUGUUCCAUCCGAAUAUUUAACAAACAUUCACAUUAGGGAUAAGCUGGCUGCAAUCAAACUUGGCCGAUAUGGAGAAGACCUCCUCUUCUAUCUGUAUUACAUGAACGGCGGGGAUGUAUUACAACUCUUAGCUGCAGUAGAGCUUUUUAACCGUGAUUGGAGAUACCACAAGGAGGAGCGGGUAUGGAUUACCAGGGCACCAGGCAUGGAGCCAACGAUGAAAACCAACACGUACGAGCGGGGGACCUACUACUUCUUCGACUGUCUCAACUGGAGGAAAGUAGCUAAGGAGUUCCAUCUGGAAUAUGACAAAUUAGAAGAGCGACCUCACCUGCCAUCCACCUUCAACUACAACCCUGCUCAGCAAGCCUUCUAAAAAGACGUCCCUUUUCUUGGGGUAUGGCUGUCUCAGCACAAUACUCGACAUAACUGCAGAACUGAUGUGGCUCAGGCACCCUGGUUUUAAUCCCUUGAGGAUCUGGCAAUUGGCUUACGUAAAGGGUCACCAUUUGAGGUCCUGCCUUACCAAUUAUGUGCUGCCCAACAACUAAAUUUGUAAUUUGUUUUCUCUAGUUUGAGCAGGGUCUGAAUUUUUUCAUUUAUUUUCUUUUUUGCCAGCAGACAGACUUGGGUCUAUAAAGACAAGCAAGUACACUGACAGAAGUUACCAUUUAGUUUCUUAAAUGUAAAAAAGAAAACCCACAAAAGACUCAACAAAAAUUAGACCACAAAAUUUGCAUUGUUCAUUGUAGCACUAUUGGUAAUAAAAGAACAGAUGUUUGUGCAUUUUUAUGUGAAGAUCCUUCUCGUAUUUCAUUUGGAAAGAUGAGCAAGGUCUGCUUCUUUCAUUUUACUUCCCCUUGUGUUUCUGAAAGGCAGUUUGGCCAGGCUUACUGCAGGCAUCCGACUGUGUAGAGAUUGCCACAGUCUCUGGGGGCUCCAGGGCUGUGCUGUAACUGAGCUUCAUCUUUCCAGAAUGAGCAAAACACUGUCCAGUCUUUGUUACGAUUUUGUAAUAAAUGUGUACAUUUUUUUUAAAUUUUGGACAUCACAUGAAUAAAGGUAUGUAUGUACGAAUGUGUAUAUAUUAUAUAUAUGACAUCUAUUUUGGAAAAUGUUUGCCCUGCUGUACCUCAUUUUUAGGAGGUGUGCAUGGAUGCAAUAUAUGAAAAUGGGACAUUCUGGAACUGCUGGUCAGGGGACUUUGUCGCCCUGUGCACUAAAGGGCCAGAUUUUCAGCAGCCAAGGACAUCCAUACCCAAGUGAAUGUGAUGGGGCUUCAAGACGUGAACUGAGACAAUUCACUCUGGCUGUUUGAACAGCAGCGUUUCAUAGGAAGAGAAAAAAGAUCAAUCUUGUAUUUUCUGACCACAUAAAGGCUUCUUCUCUUUGUAAUAAAGUAGAAAAGCUCUCCUCA